Molecule: messenger RNA, 2069 nt
Organism: Lemur catta (Ring-tailed lemur)
Lineage: Eukaryota; Metazoa; Chordata; Mammalia; Primates; Lemuridae
Gene: ZNF566
Product: zinc finger protein 566
Exons: 5
Coding region: 218-1660 (480 amino acids)
Biological process (GO): negative regulation of transcription by RNA polymerase II
Molecular function (GO): RNA polymerase II cis-regulatory region sequence-specific DNA binding; DNA-binding transcription repressor activity, RNA polymerase II-specific
Source: RefSeq, a predicted model, not a curated record
GCAGGUCCGGGAAGUAAGCCCAUCUCAAACGCAUCGUCUGAGUGGCCUUCCUUCGGAGCCAUGGCCUAAGCUUGAGCUGGGGCUCCGUGAGGCCACCGGGGCGCGGUUGGAUAAGGGACGCAAACCUGUCGGCAGGGCCACAGUUUAGCACUGAGAGGAAUCCUGACGAUCGCCAGCCAUCUUGCCCGCUCCUCCGUUUCCCAGAGGACGCCUCGGCAUGACCGUGCUUCUCGCGGGAAUUCAGCCUCAAAGUCACGCGCUGGCGGGACCCUCAGGACUUCACCAGCAACUACUCCUGCGCGGUGAGGGGCUCUUCUUUGGAAGCUUGGAAGGCCUGAGCUCUCUACCCUUUUCCAAAAGAAGAGCCCAGAGAAGGUCCUUUUCUACAAGUAUCAAAGCUAUGGCUCAGGAGUCAGUGAUGUUCAGUGAUGUGUCCAUAGACUUCUCUCAGGAGGAGUGGGAAUGCCUGAAUGAUGAUCAGAGAGAUUUAUACAGAGAUGUGAUGUUGGAGAAUUACAGCAACCUGGUUUCAAUGGCAGGACAUUCUAUUUCUAAACCAAAUGUGAUUUCCUACUUGGAGCAAGGAAAGGAGCCCUGGUUGGUUCACAGAGAGCUGACAAGAGGCCAGUGGCCAGUCCUGGAAUCAAGAUGUGAGACCAAGAAAUUAUUUCUGAAGAAGGAAAUUUAUGAAAUAGAGUCAGCCCAGUGGGAGAUAAUGAAAAAACUUACAAGACAUGACCUUCAGUGCUCUAGUUUCAGAGAUGAUUGGGAAUGUAAUGGCCAGUUUGAGAAACAGCAUGGCUCUCAGGAGGGACAUUUCAGUCAAAUGAUAUUCACUCAUGAAGACAUGCCCACUUUCAGUCAGCAUCCAUCCUUUACAUUACAUCAAAUCAUUAAUAAUAAAGAGAAAUACUGUGCAACUAAAGAAUAUAGGAAAACUUUUAGACAUGGCUCACAAUUUACUACUCAUCAGAUAAUUCAUACCAUCGAGAAGCCCUAUGAAUGUAAAGAAUGUGGAAAGUCCUUUAGACAUCCCUCAAGACUUACUCAUCAUCAGAAAAUUCAUACUGGCAAGAAACCCUUUGAAUGUAAGGAAUGUGGAAAAACCUUUAUAUGUGGCUCAGACCUUACUCGACAUCACAGAAUUCACACUGGUGAGAAACCCUAUGAAUGUAAGGAAUGUGGAAAGGCCUUCAGUAGUGGUUCAAACUUUACUCGACAUCAGAGAAUUCACACUGGUGAGAAACCCUAUGAAUGUAAGGAAUGUGGAAAGGCCUUCAGUAGUGGUUCAAACUUUACUCAACAUCAGAGAAUUCAUACUGGGGAGAAACCAUAUGAAUGUAAGGAAUGUGGCAAUGCCUUUAGUCAGAGCUCACAACUUAUUAAACAUCAAAGAAUCCAUACAGGUGAGAAACCUUAUGAAUGUAAAGAAUGUGAAAAGGCUUUUCGUUCUGGUUCAGACCUUACUAGACAUCAGAGAAUUCAUACUGGUGAGAAACCCUAUGAAUGUAAGAUAUGUGGGAAAGCCUAUUCUCAGAGUUCACAACUUAUUAGUCAUCACAGAAUUCAUAAUGGUGAGAAACCCUAUGAAUAUAGGGAAUGUGGAAAGAACUUUAAUUAUGGCUCUCAACUUAUUCAGCAUCAAAAUUUGUACUGGUGAUAAACCAUAAUAUAUGAAAUAUAUAGGAAGGCUUUUAAUUAUGGCUCAAAACUAUUCCACAUCAUAGAAUUUAUCUUGUUAAUAAUUCCUCUAGAUAGAAUAAUGUGGAAACAUUAUUUGUUGACUACAGCUUAUUCAGCUCAUGAAAAAUAAUGUUGGAGAAACACCAUAUGGAUAGAAUACAUUUUGGAAGCUCUUUAAUAAAAGCUCAUAUUUCUCUUGACAUCAGAUAAUUUGGUCUAGCAAAUAUUGGAAAUGACAGCACUUUUGACACCUUUCUAAUCUUCUUAAAUAUCAGAGAACUUAUGUGGAAAUAUAAUCCUGUGAUUUUCAUUCCCCCCCCAAUUUGCCUAUAAUUGUUACAUUCUUAAUAUUUUAAAACAUCUUCAAUUUAUAUGACUGUAAAGUU